UUUGCCUUUAGCCGUACAUUUCAGUCAGCUUGUGGAGCUCAACGGCGGCGUUUGCUUCUUUUACAUUAAUUUUUUUCUGUAACAGAAAAAGAAAGUCCUCUCCUGUUUUUCUAAAUUGGUCAAUAUACACUGCGUUCGUGUAGUGUAUUGUGUUGUUGUGAAUUUUUUUUAUAUAAAAAUAAAGUAAAGUGAUUCUUAAAACACAAUGAUCUAUCGUAUUACAUCGCGUAAAUUGCCAGAAGCUCAGAAAUUGAACGCUUUCUUGGCUCAAUAUGUACGUUUCAUCUCAGCUGAUUCCAGCUUGCGUGAUGUGCUCGCCUCGAAAAUUCCCGCUGAACAAGAGCGUGUUAAGAAUUUCAGAAAACAAUAUGGUUCCCAUAAAAUGGGUGAAACCACUAUUGAUAUGGUAAGUAAAGUUUUUUUAAGAUUUUUAUAAAAGUUUUAAAUAAAC
This is a messenger RNA of Lucilia cuprina (Australian sheep blowfly), 451 nucleotides long. RefSeq names its product probable citrate synthase, mitochondrial. The transcript is spliced from 3 exons. The record is from RefSeq and is a predicted model, not a curated record. Bases 206 to 436 code for a protein of 76 amino acids. NCBI's taxonomy places the organism in Eukaryota, Metazoa, Arthropoda, Insecta, Diptera, Calliphoridae.